AUGCAACUCUUGACCUGGUCACUCCCCUUUGCACAAGGACAUCUGGCAUCUAAAGUUAACUUAAACUACCUCCAACCUUAUCCCACUCUGAGCCAUUUCAAAUUCUACAUUAUCCAGAUUGCUUCCAACUUCCCCGCUCGGAAUAGCAAACAUCCGCCGCUUCCACCCUCAUCGCCUUUACCCUUGCAGGCAGCUCUGCCCGUUGCUCAUUCACGAUGUCUGGUAAACAGACGCAGCCCUGGAGAAAUCCGUGAAGCCUACAAGAAAGCAGCCCUGAAAAACCACCCGGACCGAGUCUCCCACGAUGACCCCUCCCGCGCAGCCCGCACCCGAAAGUUCCAACAAAUCAACGACGCAUACUACACCCUCAGCGACCCCCAGCGACGCCGGGACUACGACUCGACCCGCACUUACCAGAGCUCCUCCUCCUACGCCAACCCCCAGCACGCGCAGAGCGACUGGCAGGACGACCAAUUCGGCGACAUCUUCGAGGAGAUGAUGCGCGACGAGGGUUUCGCCGAGGGCACGGGCGAGCGCACCACGCCCAACGGCAAAUUCUGGGGCAUCCUCGGUGGCCUAUCCGGUGGCGUUAUGGGGUUCAUCGUGGCCAACGUGCCCGGCAUGCUCGCCGGCGCCGUCGCGGGCAAUAGGCUGGGCGCGGUCAGGGAUUCCAAGGGGAAGAGCGUUUACGAGGUCUUCCAGGAGCUGCCUCAGAGUGAUCGUGCGAAGUUGCUUAGUGAUUUGGCCGCCAAGGUGUUGGCGCACGCUGUUAGCGGUUAGGUGGAACUUUAGGUUUUCGAGGUCAAGGAGAGAUGAUGAUGAUGGUGAUGAUGAUGACGAUGGUCUGUGAUGGCUUUUCCGGGAGUUUGUUGGUUGGUCGCAUGAGGAAGUCUUCGAUAAAUGAUUUUUAUGAUGGGAACGGCGUUAUUUGAUUUUUACAUGUGUCUUUGCUUCGACUCUCCAGUGGUCCCGGUAGCGGUAGCGGUACUAUUGGCAUUAUGACCUUAUCUAUACGCUAAUAUACCCAGAUGAAGUGAUAA
Tuber melanosporum (Perigord truffle) is the source of this 1040-nucleotide messenger RNA. RefSeq lists its product as uncharacterized. The record is from RefSeq and is a predicted model, not a curated record. The coding region runs from base 1 to 780 and encodes 259 amino acids. The transcript is spliced from 6 exons. Lineage: Eukaryota; Fungi; Ascomycota; Pezizomycetes; Pezizales; Tuberaceae.